This is a messenger RNA of Linum tenue, 339 nucleotides long. The record is from the annotation of a GenBank genome assembly. Lineage: Eukaryota; Viridiplantae; Streptophyta; Magnoliopsida; Malpighiales; Linaceae.
UUUGCUAUCGAUGGGAAGAGGGUCUUCGUUUGCAAUCGACGAAGAGAUGCUCGCUCUCGUCGUCCCCUGCUCGCCGCCUUCACUGUCAUCGUCGGAAUCCGGCUCGCCGCAGUCAAAGAGAUGCUGCAAUCGACAAGCUUCUUCUACUCGUCGUCACCCACUGCUCGCCGUCUUCACUGUCGUCGUCAGAAUCUGGCUCGCGUGGAGAGGAUCGAAGGAAGAGGAUCGAAGGAAGAGUAAACGGCGGUGAGAAGAGGUGAGAAUAAGGCGUGGUGAAACCGGUUGUACCGGUUCUCCACCCACAAAUAAAAUAACAAAUUAAUAAUUUAAAUAAAAUCU